GUAAAAUACAAAUAAAACAGUCAAGACACCACUCCAACAUCCGCCGAGUUUGCCGGUGAAAAUGAGUCGCUGCUGUUGCAUGGGAUGGGUGGCUGUCUGCGCAUUGCUGGGGUACGUGUAUGCAGAGCGUUCUGCCACAGUCCAGUUCUCGUCCGCUGUUAUCUGGCCGUCCGCGCUCGACGAUACCCUCACCAUCGACGAGCAUGAGGUGCGAUCCACAGGAGACAUGACCGUUGUGUACGACACCAGCAUCGACCUGACCAACAAGUUCGAGUGGCAUCCGUCCGUGGAUCAUGUGGAGGUGAGCGUUGUCCGUACCCCAACACUGUCCGACACGAGUCUUUGGACCAACUACAUCGGACCCACCGUGAAGACCCUGCAUGAGGCCGCGGGCGUGCACGUCCGAGUGCACCACCGCGGGUCGUCGUCGGAUCUGCUCGACAUUCAACGGCACGCGUCGGUCGUCUUGACCAGUUUGUUCGGCACAUCCGAUGGGUCCAUCGAUGAUCCCAUUGCGUUUGCAUCCACCGUCGUGUAUGCGAAUGCUUCCUGCGACCUUUCGACGUCCGUCCUCGUUCACACGAGCAGCCCAAGCCCUUCGCCCACUCAACGAUCUUCGUUCUGUCUCGUGAGCUCACGCGAUGCUUUGCACGUGGUUGCGCCAACGCUGUUCCCAUCUACUCAACCGACUCCAUUGGACUCCGCCGUCCAACGCACCAUCCACCUGGUCGGUGGCAUUCAACUGUCGAGCGCUUGGCAAACGAGGGCCACUCACUUUUCGCUCGACAAGUCGCAAGUGCUGCACAUGCAGGAAGUGGUGUCGUCAACCGCCAAGGGUCAUGACCACGUGCGCAUCACGUCUCCGCAGUUGGCCAAGAAGUCUCAUGUGGUUGGUUCCAUUGUGCACGGAGCGGCACAUAUCCUGUCGUUGGUACAACCGACUGACGCUGACGCCAUCGUUGUGGUACCGUCCACCACUAGGCAUGAUGUCGUUCGGCGCGCGCAUUCUCGAAUGGUGGGGUCUGGAUUUCACCAAGUGCUGCGGUUGACGGUCGAGUCCCGCAUUGUUCCUGGCAACCUACACGACGAAAUAUGUUCGUUGUUGGUGUCGCAAACGUUUCCAACGACUGCGUAUGCCGACAUGGACGAGCUGCGGCGCAUGGAGCGCUUUCAUUCGUUUGAACGAGUGGUGUCGUAUGCCAAACACAUUGAAAUUGAACGCCCGGCCGCCGUGUCGAGCCAGCAUGUCGUCGCGUUCGUCGUGCAAUUGAACCGCGAGACGUCUACCAUUGACAUUCCUGUGCACUUUCGGUAUCAAUUUCCAUCGAAUACAACGUUGUACCGGCCGGUGCACCUCGUGGCGCCAUCGCUGCAUGUUCACUGCAAAACGGCCGCCGACGUGUCAAAGUCGACGGAUCAAGACGAGCUCCACACAGCAUUGUCGGGGUCGUCGCUGGAGGCGUUGGUACGCAGCGAACCGUAUUGGUCACGUGUUUCGCUGGAGCAACCCCUACAUGCCCUGGUGGUUCAGAUUCCAGUGGGUAAUCUGAACGAUGGACGCUUUGUGACCGCCGUGACAUUGCUGGUCAGCGUCGGGGGAUGCUUGCUGCUCUACCUCACGCUGCUCAAGAAACGCGACACUGCUUCGCCUUCAUCGUCGGCGGGACCGUCGCCCAGUUGGGUUCCGCGCCACACCAAGCAGGCGUAACUCGUCACCCCGUGCGCAAAUAAUUUUGAAAAUGACUUCCGUACAGCGGUUUCAUCCGUAUCCGUAAGCAAUUUAUCCGGAUAAUAUAAAUUCCAAAGUCCUCGA
Messenger RNA from Aphanomyces astaci, 1813 nucleotides. RefSeq lists its product as hypothetical. Gene Ontology annotation, cellular component: endoplasmic reticulum membrane. The record is from RefSeq and is a predicted model, not a curated record. The coding region runs from base 62 to 1708 and encodes 548 amino acids. Gene Ontology annotation, biological process: GPI anchor biosynthetic process. The transcript has 11 exons. NCBI's taxonomy places the organism in Eukaryota, Oomycota, Saprolegniomycetes, Saprolegniales, Verrucalvaceae.